AAACAGGCGAGCGCUGUUCAGCAGGAAGUAAAGCUAUAUCAGCCGAGUGCGCAUGCGCCGCAGCACUCCACAAUGUAAGGAUGCGUUUCACCUCAUAAAACGUAUGCUGUGAGUUGUGGCGACCACUGAACGAGGUGACGUGUAUCCAUGGGGAGGUGGUGAUGGUGAAGGCUGAAAGUGAAGGUGACCCUGACGGAUCCAGUAAGACCCAGGUAUCCUCCAGCUGCAGCCCAUCACCACAGGAGAUGAGUCAGGGGAAACGGAUGAAGCUGUCAUGGCUGUUGAAGCGCAUCCAGAACAAACUGCAGUGGAGGGAGAGGAGGUUGAGCUUGGCUAUCCAAUAACAUGCGGAGAGAGCAAAGCUGUGUUGCUGGUCAAGAAGUUUGUGUGCCGAAUCAAUGUAAAAUGUGUAAAGUACGAAGACCAGCUGAUCAGCCCCAAGCAAUUUGUGCACAUCUCUGGAAAAGCCACCCUGAAAGACUGGAAGAGAGCCAUCAGGAUGGGUGGAGUCAUGCUAAGAAAAAUGAUGGACUCAGGCCAGCUUGACUUCUACCAGCACAGCACCCUGUGCACCAACACAUGUCGCAGCACCAAGUUUGACCUUUUAAUCAACAACACGCGAUUCCCCCCUGACGGCAGCGGGCUGACCACACCCACCUCCUCUCAAGCCCAGGUGGUUCUGGGUAACGGUGCACUGGUGGGAGAGGACAGGCCAGAGGCUCUGACUGGGAAGAUGGAAUGGAGCUCAGCCACACUGGAGUCUCCAGACAAGAAGGAAAGCAGCGAGAUCUCAGAGGAGACGCUGAACUUCUGGAAGGGCAUCGCUGACGUGGGAUUGCUGGAUGAAGUGGUGACCAACAUCAGCAGUGAGCUGCUGGAGCUGCUGAACGGCGUGCAGCAGCGCAGGGAGUCAGCUGCCAUCCAGGACACCGAGGUGGCGGUGCUCAGUAAUCUCGCCCAAGUGCUUGGCCUGCUUGAUUCAGUCAAAAAGAUCCUGGAGAGGAGAAAGCAGCAAACGGAUCCCAGCCAGCAGCAAAUCCUCAACACCCUCACCAAUCUGGAGGUGCAGCUGGAGGAGCAGAAGAGGCAGCAGCAGGUGCGGACUCUACUUUCCAGCCCACAGCCCGCCAAAAACAAAGCUGCCGCUAAGCGCCAGAACAAGCGGCCUCGCCUCCAGAGGCCCGCCUCCACCACCACCCUCCUGACCUCCCCCAUCAGCCAACAAACCACCCUGCAGCCCCAGCAGUUCACCGUCCUUUCCCCCAUUUCGCUGUCCUCAGUGGGCCAGCCAUUCACCGUGGCAGGCCUGCCUGUGGCCCAGUCGUCCAACACGGUCACCCUGCUCCCCGCCGGCUCACAGCUCUUCACACGCUACAUGGUGGCUGGAGACGGCAAGACGGACACUUUCACCUUGCACCCGUCCUCGGGCCUAACGCUGGUGGGUGCCACCGCCGUGCAGGACUCCAGCCAGUUGGGCACGGUGGUUAGCCCCAUGGAGCUGGUGCACCUGAGCCAGCAGGCCGGCAGCGGAGAGGUGGUGCCCAUGGAGGGCCAGGUGGUGGACGGCACCAUGCUGGUGCAGCAGGAGGUGAUGCAUGGUGAAGUGGAGGCCGGCCAGGAACACACUGUCAUUGAGAUCAACCCUGCGCCGGUGGAACAGGCAGUGGGAGUGAUGGAGCUGCAGCUGACUGAGGAAUCGGGCAGGGACGGGGCUGCCAUGGUGGUCCAGAGCGGCAUGGAGAUGACAGUGGGUACAGGCGGGGAAGAAACGCAAGGCCAAAUGCAGGAGGCCCAGACUGAGGGGGUUCAGGGGCUGCAGCUGGACAGUAGUGGGCAGCUGUCCGGUGUUCAGAUAGUGGUGAUUGAGGAAAAUACUCAGGAAGAAAACAAGGUCAAAUGAGAGAAAUCUCCCUUUUUAUCCACAAGAGCAGGGACGGACUCAUGGUGGGCUUUGAUGGACUUGUGAAAUUGUACAUAAUUGUACAAAUUUUCAAAUACACAGUGAACUGCCUUGGCCUAAAACCGUGCAUUAGAGUAGCUCGUUUCCUUUUAUUGGGGUGUCUGUACAUGCCAUUCUUGUUUUCACAGAGAUUUUUAUUAAAACUAAGAGACACAGCAGGCAUAUAUGCUUAUAUAUGCAGCAAAGCAUAUAUGCUUAUAUUUGUUUUGUAAGUAAUUUGUAAGAAACAUCUACAAAGCGACCCAAGGACAACAGAAUGCACUAUUAAUCUUAAGUGUUGUAGAUGCAGGGCUUUCAUGGUGCUGAUGAUGUGUCAGUUCACAUCCUCUUACUGACGUGGCCACGUCUGGAGCAGCCGGCUCUCAGUCACGGCCAUAGUUCUCAACUGCUGAUCAGAUUCACUAGCACUACUGGUGUUGCUGUCACUUGAGGUUAGGAUUAAAUUGCACUGUCUGUUGUGUUGUAGUGUUGCAUCCAAGCUAUAAAGUUUUUGCACUGAGCGAUGUCCUUUUUUAGGAAUACAGGAGGGUGUUUGUAACAUGAUCUUGCCACUCUUUCCCUCUGUGCAGGUCUCACUCUGUGCAUAGUCCAAGGACACAGCUGAAAGAAAAUGCAGAUUGAACUCACUCAGAAUUGCAUAGCUUGUGCACUUAACGUUUCGGUGGUUUCAUACUGUCACUGAUUACAUUUUACAAACUCCAUUAAGGAGGGAAGACUUUCUCCACUUUCUUCUUUGCUCUGAUCUUACUUUAUUCAGAUCAUUUUGCAUAUAAGGUUAUAGGUUUAUCUCUGUAUCAUAGGUAGUGUAAGCUACUGGACUGAAUGUUUAAGUCGCACUAUAGAGAUAUAUAUAUAUACUUAAUGUCAAACCUAGUUCGCCUAUAUUUUGCAGUUGUAAGCUUAUGUCAUAUUUAUUAGUUCCUAACCAUAAAAAAAACAGGUUUCUCUGUUGUUUCAGGUGCAAAAGACAUACAAACAUCCAUUAAUUUAUGACAGACAUCAGCAAGGAGCUGUUCAAUACUUGUGCUUUUUCAAAAUUUGAAUUUAACUAAUGAGGGUAUUUGCAUACUGACUUUGUAAUGUGUUUCAGUAUCUCACAUUAAAAAAAACAAAAAACAAAAGGUGA
This is a messenger RNA of Myripristis murdjan (pinecone soldierfish), 3086 nucleotides long. It is a transcript of the gene gmeb1, whose product is annotated as glucocorticoid modulatory element binding protein 1. Gene Ontology annotation, biological process: regulation of transcription by RNA polymerase II. The record is from RefSeq and is a predicted model, not a curated record. Gene Ontology annotation, molecular function: RNA polymerase II cis-regulatory region sequence-specific DNA binding. NCBI's taxonomy places the organism in Eukaryota, Metazoa, Chordata, Actinopteri, Holocentriformes, Holocentridae. Gene Ontology annotation, cellular component: nucleus.